AUGGCGUAUGAACUACGUAACUCACGAAGACUUCGCCGCCCUAGAAAUGCAAAAGUUCCCGCCCCAGCCCAUGACUUUGAAACCGUCUCUCGAAGCUCCAAGGGUAUUGCAGGUCGUAAACGUCGCUUUUGUGUUGACGAGCCGAGAAAUAACUUAUCAGAGACGCCUUUUAAGAAACCAAAAGUCGCCAGAAAAAAGACAAGCAAAAAUGAGGUCGGUCGACUUGGACGAAAACGCUGCUUUUCUGGUGACGAGCCUACGAAUGAGACGCCCAUAAAGAAGACUAAAAUCACCAGGAAAAAAUCAGAGAAACCUGAGUCGAAGUCUACACAGGACUCAAAUGACAAGAUUCAAAAGCCAAAAUAUGCAGUUCAAGUCAAACCAAGAUCUAGACGUCACAGACGAAAACAAAAACAAGAAAAACUAAUGCAAAUAUUGAGAAGGCUUACAAGAAAGGACCGCUUCCUUCGUAAAUACGAUCAACAAGAUUUGAUCGGACAAGGAUCUUUUGGUAAAGUUUACGCUGGAAUAAGAAACGAUGACGGUUUACCGGUAGCCAUAAAAUACAUCCCUGUGCAGAAUGUUGACUACAACGUUCGGGUUAACUCAGAUGAUACUGUUCCGGCCGAAGUUUACUUCUUGAAAAAACUCAAACACCCAAACAUCAUCAAGCUAUUACAUCACUACGAAUUUGAAAACCAUCACGUGAUCGUAAUGGAAAGACCACGUGACGGUAUCAGCCUUUUCAACUACCUAGGCAAGCGAGGCGGUGCUUUGGAGGAAAGGGAGGUGAAGAAUAUUGCCCGUCAGUUGAUACCAGCGGUUAUGUAUCUAGAAGAGAUGGGCGUCAUUCAUAAUGACUUGAAGACAGAGAAUAUUUUGCUGGAUGAAGAUGUUGGACGAGUGAAGAUUAUUGACUUUGGAUUGGCUUGCAAGUUGUCAUGUGAACCUAUCCAUCGGUUUGUAGGUAUGUGGGAUUUAUUCAUUAAAAGUAUACUGGAAUUAAUCGAGAGCACCGCACACCGAGUCGAAAUGUGGGAACCAAUUUGA
Actinia tenebrosa (Australian red waratah sea anemone) is the source of this 1050-nucleotide messenger RNA. RefSeq lists its product as uncharacterized. Gene Ontology annotation, biological process: protein autophosphorylation. Gene Ontology annotation, cellular component: cytoplasm. The record is from RefSeq and is a predicted model, not a curated record. NCBI's taxonomy places the organism in Eukaryota, Metazoa, Cnidaria, Anthozoa, Actiniaria, Actiniidae. Gene Ontology annotation, molecular function: protein serine/threonine kinase activity; ATP binding.